Molecule: messenger RNA, 1242 nt
Organism: Penicillium oxalicum
Lineage: Eukaryota; Fungi; Ascomycota; Eurotiomycetes; Eurotiales; Aspergillaceae
Product: putative HLH DNA binding domain protein
Exons: 2
Coding region: 1-1242 (413 amino acids)
Source: RefSeq, a predicted model, not a curated record
AUGUAUGAAGAAAUGCGUUCCGUGGCUGACGACACUACGCGGCGCUGCUCGCUUCCCUCAAUGAAAGCAUCUACUUCCAAUGUGAGCAGCAGCGCCAACAACAACAGCAGCAGCAGCAGCAGCAGCAGCAGCAGCAACAACAACGCUUUGGGAGAAGGGCGCCGCCUGCCGCCUCUUCCACGUAUGGAUCCUCUUCCUCGUGGCCCCUUCAACCCCUUCAACAAGGACGUUCUCGGACCGCUUACACCGGGAGUCCACGACUCAUUCCAGCUCAAGUCCCCAUGGUCGGGCAACGAGCAGAUCAACGCACCCCCCUCACCUGCAAACUCCGCUGAAAGCUCCUGGCAGGAGUCCUUUGCCGCUCAGCGAGCUGGAUCCACUGAAUGGCCUACCGAUCUGACCCAAACCGAAAUCAUGGCACUCGUUGCACCCCAAAAUAUUAACCGCAAAGCACCUCUUCAACAGCUUUGCGGACGCAAGCGAAAAGGUAGCCCUGUGUCACCAGAUCCCGAAGAUCAGCGGGAGAAGCAUCGCAUCGCGGAGGGGAACCGUCGCAAGAACCUCAGCCAACUCCACCGGGAGCUCGACAGUCGAAUUCACGACUUCUUCCUCGAGCGGGCGGGCUGGAAUCCCUCCAAGAGCUUGCCCCAAUCGAAAGAGCACAUUGUGCAGGGUGCUGUGUAUCUCAUCGAUUUUAUGCUGGCAAUUAUUGUUCACCUAAUUCGACAAGAACAGGUGACCCCGCAGCUCUCUGAGAAAUUGCAGCCGCAGGUCCGCUGCAUGCAGCUGCAGCAACUAGUGAAUUCACUCCAGCAACAGAACCAAACAUCCCAGCAGCAAUUGCGCUCCGUGAAGGCUGAGAAUGAGAUGUUGGCCGACCGCAACCGGGCGCUAGAAUUCCAACUCAAGUCCUACGAACAGAUGUUUCGCUCACCCAAGCCUGAAUCUACGAGUCCUUCCAUGAUGGAAGUUCCGGAACACAAGCGCCUGAAGAAGGCGUUGCCCGGCAUGCGCGCUUUCUGCGAUGAGAUCGGGGCCUCUAUAGGACCUGAAUCUGGUGCAAUGCAGCCUGUCCACUUCCAUGAACCUUUGCCCAGCACCACAGCUCAGUCAUUCGGUAUCUCGUACCUGAACUCCACGCCCCCCGUUACUGGCCCUUCAUCCCCCGCAUUUCCUCCAUCGCUUCACUCCUCAUUCAGCCAUCCAUCAUCGAGAGUGCCAUCUAUGCGGGGCUCCCCUUGA